Saccostrea echinata is the source of this 1473-nucleotide messenger RNA. RefSeq lists its product as uncharacterized. NCBI's taxonomy places the organism in Eukaryota, Metazoa, Mollusca, Bivalvia, Ostreida, Ostreidae. The transcript is spliced from 12 exons. The record is from RefSeq and is a predicted model, not a curated record. The coding region runs from base 1 to 1473 and encodes 490 amino acids.
AUGGCAAUUGAAGUUUGCUUUUUUAUUCUCCUCGUGGAAUUUUCAAUUCCAGUUCUAGGAGAUUCAGAACCUGUGAAUCCUUCCCUCACAACAUGCAAUCACUCGGCGAUAUCCCAGUGUGAAAUGGCAAAGGCAGGGGUUCACUAUGAAAAAUCCAUCGAUCCUUGCAAUUUUUAUGAAUAUUGGGGAAACUGCCUGAAAUCCCUAGAGAGAGACUGUAAAGGUGACUUUUAUUAUGAAGAGCGAGUCCACAGUUACCAGUUUGACGGGGAAUAUUACUGUCCUUGGCUCUUUCCAGAUGAUCAGCCGGCUCCUGGCUGUGAUAAGAGGACUAUGUACCAAUGUAAAAUAAAAACCCGACAAGAAAGAGAAGACUACUACAAGACGGGAAAAUGUCCAUUUCUCAUAAAGCAGAGAGACUGCCUGGAAUCUUUUCGCAAUUCAUGCUCAGAAUAUAAUAAGUAUUCUUUAGAGCUCCAUAACUGGAAAUAUCAAGCUCACUUAGACUGCCCGCAGUUGUUAGGAUGUAAUGUGACACUUUAUCAGUCCUGUUGGGAUAAAAUCGACUUUUCAAAAGUUAACCUUUACGAUCCAUCGUCCUUUCAUGCUUUAUGUGGCGACAUUUUGGAUAAUACAUUACCUUGCAUCAUUGACCAGACGGAACGCUGUCAUUAUCAGGAGGAGACUUUACUGCACAAAAAUAAAUGGAACUUCCAGAUGAUUGUUUACUCCUGUUACGGUUCUCCAGAAUGCAAUCUUGUGAAAUUAAACGAAUGCGCCCUUGAUCACUACUCUGAGAAUGUCUGGUUGAUGUCUAUACCCACACCAAAACAGGCUACAGCAAUCUGCAGAAAACAUAAACCAUACAUGCGCUGUGUGGCCCCAUACCAAGAAGCUUGUCUGAAGCAUAAAGCCAAACUUGGGACGAUUGGCCAUGUAUCACUAUCCGCCGUUGUCGACCGCAUGGAAACACUUUACAAUUAUCUGUCUUUGACGUGCAUUGAGAAAUAUACCGAUAUUCUGACAUAUGGCGAAGAUUGUUUUGACACACAAGUGACCAGCUUUCAAUUGUUUGUAUGUGAGAAUGAUAGGAUACCAGUGUUUGAUUAUGCUCCAGAUCAACAGAGAUGUCUAUCAAUUCAAAAUCUAACAUCUUGUAUCAGAAACGCGCUUUCAGACACCCAGGCUUGUGUUGAGAAAUCCAUAGAAACAGCUCAAGAUGUAGCAGUAUCUUGGGAUCAGUUCCUGUUGUCGUUACAUCACGGGUUUACCUGCGAUGGUUCUAAACCAGUUCGACAAACGACAACAAAUCCAACGAUACCAGAUGAACUUAUCACUACGGAAUACUUGACAAGGUUGCCAGACCAAGACAGUAGACGCGGUGUCAAUCAAUCAAAUAAUGUUUUACAGGGACACUGGAUGCUCUGUGUUUUAGCAUUGAUCAUAUGUAUGUGUAAUGUGUUCAAAACCUAA